Molecule: messenger RNA, 594 nt
Organism: Daldinia vernicosa
Lineage: Eukaryota; Fungi; Ascomycota; Sordariomycetes; Xylariales; Hypoxylaceae
Exons: 2
Coding region: 1-594 (197 amino acids)
Source: RefSeq, a predicted model, not a curated record
AUGUCCACAUUUCAUACGUCUAUGACUCUGUCUCCCCCUAUACACACCUCGUCUCUCGCCCGGGACCUUCGUUUACCUCGGACUCUGGACCAGGCCGCCCAAGCUCCUGCGUCUAUCUCUAAAACCAUACCCCUAAGCACCUUGACUACCACGGUUACUACAACCACCACAGUAACCACAGCCACUACUGUCACCGAAACCGCUAUAACCACCGGUAUUGCUACCUCUCUCGCCGCCGCCUCCAGUGCCAUCAUUGAGGCUUUCUGGAUGGCUUUCAGCGUGGGAAUCACUAUCACCAUCCUUGGGAUGCCUUUGCUCUUCUUGCUGGUGGGCCGGCACCACGGCUUAGAGGCUGGAAAAGCCAUGGGAUGGAAAGAUGGGUGGAGAGAGGGGCACAAUGAAGGAUGGGUAAAGGGGGGGGAUGCCGCAAAGGCUGUAGGAUGGAAAAAAGGGUGGCGAGAAGGACACAUUCUAGACCGAGGUGUUCCGGCGGAGACAUAUAACUCCUCCUUCAAGAUGACGCCUCUUCACUUGGCUUGCCACUUUCAUUACGAACAGGUUGGUCAUGUUGUUCUGGCACAUGGCUGCAGGUGA